UCAAAAGCUUCAUUCUCCCUCUCAAAAUUGAAAGCCGGGCCUGUGAUAGAGAUUUGCGCGUGCGUGAGUGCCUUUGUGUGAGUGAACGCAAAUGGAGGACUCUCUUCCUCAGGUUCAUUAUGGAUAAGACGGACGAGGAACCGACUUUUCAGUACUUUGCUGUGAAGAAUGAUGAGGAGACUUUUGUUAACAUUUCCGAUAUGUUGGACCUGCCUGAAGUACCAGAUGAUAACAGCAUAAAUAAGGAAAUAUUUUAUUUGGCUUUUGACAACAAUGAACUGCAGGAGGACUCGGUUCCUGACGACCCCCUUGAAGGUGUGGGCUUGGAUAACAUGAAUGAUUCGUCCACUUCAUUCAGUGAAACGGAUUUAAAGCUUAUAACACUUGGCGAUGGCAGGAUAUUUGUUACUACAGAUAAUAACUUGCAGAGCUUACAAACACAAUCUAUGAUGGUGGAAACGCCUGAAGAAACUGAAACGAUGACUGAAUCGGCUCAACUUUCCAACGAAGAGGAAUCAUCAGUUGACAAUUCUGAUGUAAAUUACCAAUUGCUCCAACUGGAGGACGGCUCUCAGGCCAUUUUUACGUUAUAUAAAAUAAAAAACAACGAAGACGUGAAGGACGAGCCUCCAAAAAAAGUAAAAAAAUAUCAAUGCCCGCACGAGAGUUGCGAUAAGGUUUACGCGACUUCGUACCACCUCACUGUGCACAUAAGGAGCCACACUGACUGUAAGCCUUACCCGUGUUCCAUCGAGGGCUGUGAGAAAAAAUUCGCGACUAAUUACUCCCUCAAAGCCCACAUUCGGACCCACACGGGCGAAAAACCAUACGCGUGUUCCGUCUGCACUAAGCAAUUUAAAACGUCGGGGGAUUUACAGAAACAUCUGAGAAUUCACACUGGUGAAAAGCCGUUUGAAUGUCCAAUUGAAGGUUGCGGGAGAUCGUUCACGACUUCCAAUAUCCGCAAAGUCCACAUCAGGUCGCACACCGGGGAAAGACCGUACAUUUGCGACUGUGGCAAGGCAUUUACGUCGUCAACUAAUUACAAGAAUCAUUUGAGGAUACAUUCCGGGGAAAAGCCCUAUGUUUGUACGGUGGAAGGCUGCGGGAAACGCUUUACCGAGUAUUCGUCUCUUUAUAAACACAAUGCGGUUCAUAUGCCAGUCAGGCCGCACAUGUGCAUUUUUUGUGGACAGAGGUUUAAGCAAGAGUCGGCGUUAAACUUGCACAAGAGGUUGAAGCAUAACGUGGUUGUGACUAAAGAUGGGACUGAAAUUAUUGUUAAAAUAGAGUAGUUAGAAGAUUUAUUUCUGUUGCGAAACGUACUAUUUAUUAUCAACUAGAAAAUAGCGGAUUGUAUCGAUAAAUAAAUUUAUGUUAUUAA
Molecule: messenger RNA, 1384 nt
Organism: Tribolium castaneum (red flour beetle)
Lineage: Eukaryota; Metazoa; Arthropoda; Insecta; Coleoptera; Tenebrionidae
Product: zinc finger protein 143
Exons: 5
Coding region: 120-1295 (391 amino acids)
Biological process (GO): regulation of transcription by RNA polymerase II
Cellular component (GO): transcription regulator complex; chromatin; PcG protein complex
Molecular function (GO): DNA-binding transcription factor activity, RNA polymerase II-specific; RNA polymerase II cis-regulatory region sequence-specific DNA binding
Source: RefSeq, a predicted model, not a curated record